AUGUGUAUGAAAACGACUUGUGAAAAAUGUGCCAAACCAACAUGGAAAGGCUGUGGUCAACAUAUUGAAGAAGCAUUAAAAGAUGUUUCGGUUGCAGAUCGAUGUCAAUGUCCAAGAGAUUCUCAAUGUCCAAGAGAUUCAUCAACAAAACCUAGCGAUUCAAAAAGAUAUGUAUUUUUGUGUUUGGAUAUUUUUCAAUCAUCGUUAUUAUUUAAUAAACAAGACUUUUGUUUAAAAAUGGGCAAUAUAUGUUCAUGGUGUUUUAAAACUGAAAAUGAUUCACAAUUGAAUAGUAAUGUUGAUGAUCAUUCAGAGAUAACUAACUCACAACGUCUAGUAUCUGCGUCAAAAGUUAAUGAUCGAACACCACUUUUAGGUAAAUCAGGCAAUCAUAAUAACCAUUCAGUGACGACAUCAGGUUUUGAUAAUUCACAAUCAAAUGGUGAAAUAUUACCAGCAACACAACUUCCACCACCACCCAUAAUUAAUGAAGGUGGAACAGAAACUAAAACAGUAAAUGAAACAGCUGAAAGUAAAAUGGCAUUUAUUGUUGAACGUAUGUUAUCGACAUUAAUUGAUGUUAGUAAUAGUGAAUCUAAUAUUCAUCAAACAAAUAGAAAUACAAAUGAAUUAAAUACAGAAAAUGAUUAUUUAAGACAAUUAUUAACAAAAUCAUUAUCAUCAACAAAAAUAUUAGCAAUACCAGAUGUUGGUUUAAAUAAUCUCCCAUCAUUACUUUCUGGACGACCAAUAUCAUCUGAUAUAUGUCGUUGUGUAGCACAUACAGCCGGUGAAUUAUCAAAUUUAUUAAUUAAUGAAAUAAAAAUAAUACAUAAAGAACAACUUGUUGUCGUCUUUGAAUAA
Molecule: messenger RNA, 864 nt
Organism: Rotaria sordida
Lineage: Eukaryota; Metazoa; Rotifera; Eurotatoria; Philodinida; Philodinidae
Source: the annotation of a GenBank genome assembly